Molecule: messenger RNA, 852 nt
Organism: Histoplasma capsulatum G186AR
Lineage: Eukaryota; Fungi; Ascomycota; Eurotiomycetes; Onygenales; Ajellomycetaceae
Product: 60S ribosomal protein L44
Exons: 4
Coding region: 292-801 (169 amino acids)
Biological process (GO): translation
Cellular component (GO): cytosolic large ribosomal subunit; ribosome
Molecular function (GO): structural constituent of ribosome
Source: RefSeq, a predicted model, not a curated record
GCGACAACCUGCGACAUCCAGCGACAUUACCCCAGUUCGACAGCCGGCCAAUUUCAGUCAAAAUGGUAAGGAGCCCUGUUUUCCUCUUGCUCUCCCUGUCGCUGUGUUCUUUCUCCUCCCCGAAAAAUAAUAUAUGUACGGGAUCUCGAGUGGAGGCAAGGCGGGUUUUGUUGGUCCGAUAUGAAUCAAUUGUGCGAUGACACCGCGUGGAGGGAAAAUACGGCGGAGUUGAUCAAGUCUCACCAUUUGAGCCUUUCGAGCUUUUCGAGCCCUUCGAGCCUUUUAUUCAAUAUGUCCCCCGCAAUACCAUCGUUUUCACUCCGUGGAGCAGAGUCGGCAGGAUCUCGCAAAACGUUUUCCAAAAGAUACCUCGACAAAAUCGUUGACGCGACAAAGUUUUCCGGAAUCCCUCACGACCAAAAAAAGAAAAAAGAAAGAAAGAAAGAAACAGUGUUACCGACAUUACACGAUUUCUCUGCAUUUGUCAACGUUCCCAAAACCCGCCGGACAUACUGCAAGUCCAAGGAAUGCAGGAAGCACACCCAACAUAAGGUCACCCAGUACAAAGCUGGAAAGGCCUCGCUAUUUGCACAGGGAAAGCGUCGCUACGACCGUAAGCAAAGCGGUUACGGUGGUCAAACGAAGCCCGUGUUCAGGAAGAAGGCCAAGACCACAAAGAAGGUUGUUCUGCGGUUGGAGUGCACAGUCUGCAAGACCAAGGCCCAGCUGGCCCUGAAACGAUGCAAGCAUUUCGAGUUGGGUGGUGACAAGAAGACAAAGGGGGCUGCUCUUGUUUUCUAAACUUUUUAAUCUGAAAUCUUAUAUGUUGUUCUGGGUGUUUUCCGCCUUCCA